Molecule: messenger RNA, 1976 nt
Organism: Drosophila pseudoobscura
Lineage: Eukaryota; Metazoa; Arthropoda; Insecta; Diptera; Drosophilidae
Gene: miple1
Product: midkine and pleiotrophin 1
Exons: 5
Coding region: 187-741 (184 amino acids)
Biological process (GO): mesoderm morphogenesis
Cellular component (GO): extracellular region
Molecular function (GO): growth factor activity; heparin binding
Source: RefSeq, a predicted model, not a curated record
CUUAUAUUCUGCCAUUCAGUUUCGAAGAGUCGCACAACCAGAACAGUUGAUACAAUCUAUCGCCAUCGCCACGCUGUCCUUCGCUGUCUUUGAGUCUGGAUUCUAUUUGUGGACGUGUGUGUGUACGUGUCACACAGUUUUGUGUGUAUAACUAACGGAGGAAGCAGUGGACUUAACAGUCACACCAUGAAAUAUAAUUAUAACGCGCUCUUGCUGGCAACAUUUGCAACAUGGUCGGCAGUGUUCUGUAGCACAGUUUUGGGAACCACAGAGGGCCAGGAAACGCCACUGGCCCUUCCCGUGGCCGAGCAUACGACUUCUCCUUCCGUGCAAGGAGAAGUGUGGGAGGAAGACGACCACGAAGUGCUAAUAAGGAACGAGCGUGGCACAAAGAGUGAUGGCCUUUCAUGCCGCUAUGGUAAGAAUCCCUGGACUGAAUGUGAUACAAAAACCAACACGCGCUCCAGAACCUUGACAUUGAAAAAGGGAGAUCCGGCAUGCGAUCAGACUCGCACCAUUCAAAAGAAGUGUAAAAAAGCAUGUCGCUAUGAGAAAGGAUCUUGGUCUGAAUGCGCCACUGGACAAAUGACUCGAGCCGAUAAGUUGAAGGCGAGCAGUGAUCCCUCUUGCGAAGCAACGCGUGUUAUCAAGAAGAACUGCAAGCCCGGCAAGUCCAAGGACAAGAGUGCCAAGGAGCAGCGUAAAAACAAGGACAAAGCCGCUCGCAAAGGACGCGUUUAAGUGAUUUCAUACAUGAUAAUUUUAAAGCCCAAUGCCCAAUGCCCAAUGCCGAAUGUUGGUUUGUAUCGGAUGUUGGAUGUCAGAGAUGCUUUAAGUUGAAAUUAUUUUUUAAAUAUAUGUAUAACAAGUAAACGGUCAGGUCAGGAUUAACUGUCUGCUAUGCCAUGUAUACCCGUAAGCAUUUUAAUUGAAUGCACAUAUUUGAUUAAAUGUUGUAGUUUGGUUUCCAGCGAACAAAUACACUUCAACUAACUUAAACUGGCAGCAAUUUCAAUUUUAAACAACAUUAAACAUAGCAAACAUUUUGCGGGACUUAGCAUACAUAUGUUACUCGUAUUUAUGCAACGCAGAAUAUAGGAAUAUUCAUUCAAUACCCAUACAUACAAUACAUACAAUACAUACAAACAAACAUACAUACAUACCUACUCAUUUAGUUUAUUCGAAAAGCGAAAUACAUAUACAUACAACUUACAUACAUACAUAUACAAUUUUCUAAAAUUAUUAAAACGGAAAGGGCAAUUGCCAAAUCGGAAGAAAUCGGAAUAAAUCGGAAGGAACCAGACGAAGAAAUACUCGUAUGUAGAUGCAAGCCCCUUAAAUUGUCUAACAGUUUAAAUCGGACACCUUUCAACAAAAUUACCAGAGUUGUUCUUCGAUUGAAUUUCACAUAAUAAUACUAACCGUAAAUACAAACAAAGGCAAACAAUUAAUCAUAUAAUUGAUGUAAAAUGUUGACAAAAUAUAUCAGCUUCUGUAUCUGAUCUCAACAACAAAACAACAAAACCACAAAACACCCAGUCAAAACAAACAAAUAAAAAAUAACAAAGAAAAUGAAAAUGAAAACGAAACAAAUUGGAGACCGUAUAUAAACUUCGUCAUCCAUUCGCUGAUAUUAAUUACAUACAUACAUACAAGAAUAACAAACACUUAGUGUAAAUAUUGUAAAAAAAAUAAUCAAAGAACUUACUAACUACGAGUAUAUUGUAUGUACGAAACAGAAUAUCCGGGAAAAUCCAGGAGAAUCCAGUCAAAUGCAGAAGAAGGACAUCAAAUGAGUAUUUGAGUAUGAGUAUUUGUAUGUGUCGUUUUGCUGCACUGUAGGUGUUGGUAUUUUAAAGUAGUUUAAAUCUAAUUUUCAUUGGGUAAAAUCUAAAGUUAUAUGCCUACAUACUAUAUGGAUGUAUGUGCGUAUCCAAAUUGAAUAUGGUAUGCAAUUAAAAUACAUAUGCGAAUAA